This is a messenger RNA of Rhodamnia argentea, 1908 nucleotides long. Its product is annotated as senescence-associated carboxylesterase 101-like. The record is from RefSeq and is a predicted model, not a curated record. The transcript is spliced from 4 exons. Gene Ontology annotation, biological process: lipid metabolic process; defense response. Gene Ontology annotation, molecular function: carboxylic ester hydrolase activity. Bases 112 to 1908 code for a protein of 598 amino acids. Lineage: Eukaryota; Viridiplantae; Streptophyta; Magnoliopsida; Myrtales; Myrtaceae.
CCGGUUUUAAGACAUUUUCGCGAGAGAUAAUUUUUCCAGGAAGUUUCAUCAACAUAUUAAGUCUCACUCAAACAAGCAGGGUGUCUGCCCAAAUCCAAGGAAGCUGCGAGAAUGGACCCGGAUGGAGAUCCUCUAUUCAGCAAUGGACUGUCUGUGGCAGAAUUGGCUGCAUCGUCGAAUCUUCUACAGGACUCAUGGGCGGUCAUAUCCGAACUUGAGCCGCGAAUCGACCAACAACACUUCCGCUUGCCGUCUCCUCGACUUGAACCCACAACCUUCCGAUCAGACGGGAGUGACCCUGUGAUAAUCAAAGAAUCUCACUUCCCGAACUAUAAUAUCAUUGCCUUUGUCGCCUCACCAGUUACUGCAGGCAGUCUUCAAGAAGAAAGAGAUUUGGCUCCUUCGUCGGAGAUCCCCGACUUUCAGUUCCUAUGCUCCAAAGUCAAUCCGACUUUUCAAAUAAACAGAGCUGCGGUUUCUCUGUUUAACUCUCUUCGUGACAAGUUCUCUCGACUACUAGAAAAGGUCCUAACUUCAGCCAAGUAUAAGGACUAUCUCCCCUAUGUCAUUACAGGACACUGUUGGGGUGGAUCCAUCGCCUCCCUUUUCACGUUACGGCUUCUAAACAAUUUCGACCAAUGGCGGAACAUAUGCCCCCUUUGUAUCACCUUCGGUUCCCCGCUCCUCGGGGACAGUGCCUUACAACAAGCCGUGUCGCAAAAUUCAACAUGGGAUUCCUGCUUCUUGCAUGUAGUUCAUAAGGAUGAUUCUUUCCCCAGAACAUUCCUUCGCCCUCCCACCACUGACCAAAGUCCAUACAAGCCUUUCGGUACAUUCCUUUUGUGUUCUGACUCAGGCGGUGCCUGUUUUGAGGCCCCGGAGUCUGUCAUGAAGCUGCUCAUGUCGGAAAUUAUUGUUAGAAACCCAGAGCCCCAAAACGUCGACUAUAAGAAUGCCAUUGAAUGUCUGGAGAAAGGAUUUAUAUAUGGUAACUGUUCUAGGUUGAAUGGCCAAGAAGCAGAUUCAUAUAAAGCUGGGGUUACAAUUCAAGUCACAGCAGUCAGCCUCGAGCCAAUUCAGAAGAAUGAGGGCAAUGAUGCUCUGAUAGAGGACAUAGUAAAUCAUGAACGAGGCAUCAUAAGACGAAAAAGAGAGGCGUUUGAUCCUGUGGAGGAGUUGCGCAAAAUGACUGAGUACCUGAAACUCUUGGAGUGGUACUUGACGAUAUGCAGAGGCAACGGCAUGGGUCCUGGUUACUAUGAUAGAUUCAAAAAUACACGAGAAGGGCUAAUAAACAAUGGAGUCGAAAAGUACAAGGCAAUCCUCACGGAUUAUUGGGAGACUGUCGUCGAAGAAGCAGACAAGAAUCAUCGAAGUAGUGCUACGCCACUGCGGAAUCGUUUCCUCUUUGGAGGGACAACCUAUCGGACGAUAGUCGAGCCGCUGGACAUAGCGGAAUAUUACAAAUGUGGCAGAAACGAUUACUUGAAUCAAGGAAGAUCUGAACACUACAAGCUGCUAGAACAAUGGCUGAAAGAUUAUCGCCGCCCCUUCACACGGGUUAGUUCCCCGAGUUUGAAGCUACCCCAUGUAACAGAGGAUUCGUGCUUUUGGGCACACGUGGAGGAGGCCAUCCGGUCGUGCAGAUUGCUGGCCAGUGGAGGACCAUCCCACAGUUCUGGAAGAGCGAAUUUAAUCAACUUCGAAGACUAUGUCAUGCGCUUGAUAAAUGAUCGCGCAGUUUCGCCGGACAUCUUUCUGGAGAAGAGCAGUUAUAUGCAAUGGUGGAGGGAGUAUGAGGAGAUAUUGGAGAAGCAAAUGAUGGGACAUUCUCACGACUCGCGAUCACAACUUGUUCGUUUUAUGAGGGAACAACCCUGGCAAGAAUUUUAUCGACACGGUGAAUGA